This is a messenger RNA of Micromonas commoda, 435 nucleotides long. RefSeq lists its product with no specific name. Gene Ontology annotation, molecular function: structural constituent of ribosome. The record is from RefSeq and is a predicted model, not a curated record. Lineage: Eukaryota; Viridiplantae; Chlorophyta; Mamiellophyceae; Mamiellales; Mamiellaceae. The transcript has a single exon. Gene Ontology annotation, cellular component: mitochondrial large ribosomal subunit. Bases 1 to 435 code for a protein of 144 amino acids.
AUGGCGAGGGGCGCGAGCACCUCCGGGGCGGUCCUGACGCACGCGCGCUGCGUCAGCGGCAGCGCGGUUCACUGGGCGAAGGGCGCGGGGAAGGGGGCGAAGAAGACGGACGCGGUCGCCGCCGACGGCGGGGCGUCCACCGGGUCGAUGUCGACGACGCACUGCACGGGCCUGAACAUCCUCAAGGAUGGGAAGGACCCCGAGUUGAUGCCCGACGACCAGUACCCGGACUGGCUGUGGACGAUACUCGACCCGGAGAAGGGUAACAUCGCGAUGAAGACGUUGGGGGAACUGGAGAAGGAGCUGGUGGCGGCGAAGAAGGCGGACGUUGACCUCAAGUACGACGUGAUGGCCAUAAAGGACGUCAAGAGGCUGUUGCGGCUGAGGCGGAGGGCGAAGAUCAAGGCGAACAACGCGCUGCGCGCGAAGCGAUAG